Molecule: messenger RNA, 465 nt
Organism: Scedosporium apiospermum
Lineage: Eukaryota; Fungi; Ascomycota; Sordariomycetes; Microascales; Microascaceae
Exons: 3
Coding region: 1-465 (154 amino acids)
Biological process (GO): protein import into mitochondrial matrix
Cellular component (GO): mitochondrial inner membrane; TIM23 mitochondrial import inner membrane translocase complex
Molecular function (GO): transmembrane protein transporter activity
Source: RefSeq, a predicted model, not a curated record
AUGAAUCACGAGCGAGAUCCCUGCCCCUGGGUCAUCCUUAAUGACUUUGGCGGUGCUUUCUGUAUGGGCGCCAUCGGUGGUACCAUCUGGCACGGCGUAAAAGGUUUCCGAAACAGCCCCUACGGCGAGCGCCGCGCGGGCGCCAUCACCGCCAUCAAGCUACGUGCUCCCGUCCUCGGCGGUAACUUCGGCGUGUGGGGUGGUCUCUUCUCUACCUUCGACUGCGCCGUCAAGGGCAUCAGGAAGAAGGAGGAUCCUUACAAUGCCAUCAUUGCCGGCUUUUUCACGGGUGGUGCUCUCGCCGUGCGAGGUGGUUACAAGGCGAUGAGGAACGGCGCCAUUGGUUGCGCGGUGCUCCUCGCUGUUAUUGAGGGUGUUGGUAUUGGUAUUGGAAAGUACUUUGCGGGUAAUACUAGGCUUGAGGCACCCAUGCCUCCCUCUCAAGCAGAGCACGCUAUGGCUUAG